AUGGUCGCGACGGCGGCGGAACAGAGGGAGAAAGCCGCAGAGCUUCUCCGGGUCCUUGAGGAUGGUUUUGCCGAUGCGAAUUGGCUGAUUGUGCGAAGGGACGGCGGCCGCCUCAUAUACUUGGAUAGCUCCCAUGGGAUGGGUCUUGGGUGGGAGAAGGAGAUCGUGAACAACGUGACAAUUCUGAUGCACGUCAUUAGCCACGGCGUGAACCUGACGCCCGAGAUGCAAAUCUUGAAAGACAUGAUCCGUGCCCAGCUGAAGCUGCCAAAGGCGGCAUCAUGGCUGGCAAAAAUCCCAACACAAGCCGAAACAAUGGAAAAGCCUCUGGGCCUGUAUUCAAGUAGUGUACAUGACCCACAAAAUCUCACAGAUGCAAACCUAAAAAGCCUGUUCUAA
Molecule: messenger RNA, 399 nt
Organism: Symbiodinium necroappetens
Lineage: Eukaryota; Dinophyceae; Suessiales; Symbiodiniaceae
Source: the annotation of a GenBank genome assembly